AGAAGAGAGAAAGUCAAACAAAAACAGUAAUUUCUCAAGAAUUAAUUCUUUGCAAUUUCUUAUCUGUUUCAUUUUACACCUUUUCUUUUUGUAUUAGUUGUAAAAAACAGUUUAAUAAAAAGAGUCUUAAGACAUUACUCAUUUUCAAUGACAGAAUUGUUUGAGGAAAAGAUGACAUGAUGUCAUACUCGUACAAAUAAUCCCUAUAUCAAAAAAGAUAUAGACAACAUGAUAAUGUGUGUAACAUAGGAUUUUGCAGUCAUAAUGAACGAGCGCAUUUUCAUAAAUAAUGUUAAUUGUGAACAGCCGCCAAAUGCAAGCGGUGGAAUUGUUCCUGAUACCAGUCCUAACGCAUCCAAUGCUACAACUCCCACAUCGACACUGAAGGAGAAGCGCAACUGGUUCCAAUCGCUAACAAGGCGAAAAAAAUCUCAAUCCCAGGUCUCGUUGGCUGACAUACCAUCAACAUCUAGACAAGUACCACAGAUACAAAAUAACAACAAUGAGCCUGUGCAAGUGACAUGUACACGAAACGUUACAGCAAUCAAGGAAGCAAAUAUUACUAAUGAUGCUAAUGCUUCUGGGCGGAAGCGCAAAGAUGGAAAGAACGUUUUUCAAAGGCUGCGUAAGAGAAUGGGCUUAAGAUUUUCUUCUUUGCGAAAUCGAAAUGAUGAAACUGAUAAUUCUGAAUUUGGAGUAGCCUGUGCUUCGGGUACAAUAAAUGCUGCCGAUGAAUUCUCAACUCAUUCACCUAUACAUGAACCACAGCAAUGUGUACAAAACAUAGCAAUUGAAGAGGAAGAAAUUGUACCAUUUACUAUUAGUUAUAAACGAUUUAUUGCGAAAAAAUGGUUGGAAAAUGAAGAAAGGCCAAACCGAGUAAUGUAUACUGCAAGUUCACAAAUGUUAAGCCAAGUUUGGUACUGGGGCGAGAUAUCGCGAUUAGACGCUCAAAAACAACUGAGUGACAAACCCACCGGUUCAUUUCUGGUACGCGACUCGGAAACACGUGGCUGUCAGUUUACGCUUAGCUUUCGUAUGGUGAAUGUGACGUUUCAUUAUCGUUUGGAAUAUCAUGAUGAUUAUUGGCACUUUGAGGAAUUACAAUAUGAGUCCAUAGUAGACAUGAUAAAGGAUAUACUUGACCGUUGUACCAAUGACAAUUUUGUAUGCUUCGUAAAAGUUCCAAAUGAGUUGCAACCACCUUGUCCGGUCAUACUGAAGUAUCCACUAAGUCGAUAUUUCCAAAUGCCACAAUUACAGGACUUGUGUCGACGCGUUAUACAACAACAUGCUGCAGCAGAAGAAAUCGCAAAGCUGCCCAUUCCACCAAAACUUCAUGAUUAUUUAAGUGUUCGACGAGAGUUAGUUUUUCACAGUUAAUCAAAAACUCAUUAUUUUAUAAGAAGAAAAUAUAGGCUAGCAAUAUUUAUUUACAUGCUACUUUUACUACCCUAAUUUAGUAGUUUUAUUAUAUAUUUAAGUUAUUUUAAGAAGUGUUAACUAAUAAUUUAAUUCAGACGUAUUAGUAAUAUUAAAGAUAUGUAAAAGCCAAAGUAAGGAUAUACAUACACAACAAAAAUUAUUUGUAUAUUAGAUAAAUUCAACAAAACAAAUAUGUUCGCUAUUAGAUUUAUAGUAAUAUGCACACAUAAGUAUAAAUAAUGUGCCAAUGUAUAUAUAUUCCAAUCAAUUUCCAUUUAGUAUAGUUCAAUUUGAAAUGUAAAAUAAUCAUGAAAUAAUUUAGUAAACUCAUAAACAAUCCAAGUCCAAAGAUAUACUUUUGUUACUGUUGAAAAAUAAAAAUAAAAAAAUAAUAAUGUAUGAUGCAAGAAUAUAUAUUGAAUAUGCAUUUAAACAGUGAAACUGUUAAGUUAUAUGGUCACAAAAUUCAUCACUUUAUUUUAAGAUAUGCGCAUAUAUGUAAAUUAAAUACAAAGCGCCGUCAUUAAGCUUUAUCUCAUAUUGGUAUUAUUUAUUACCUUAAGUCAGAUAAUAACAGUUAGUUGUAAGUUGAAUCCCUAAUCACAAACUGCAUAAAAACCUACUGACUAUGGAGGGAACCAAACGCAAUAUAUUGCAAACGAUACGCACAAAUUGUAUUUAUCUAUUAAACAAUAAAUUCAAUUCUAGAUUAACCAUUAACCUAUGCCUAAGAAUAUAUACGACGUGUGUUCAAAAAUAA
Messenger RNA from Bactrocera neohumeralis, 2185 nucleotides. RefSeq names its product suppressor of cytokine signaling 4 (gene Socs44A). The record is from RefSeq and is a predicted model, not a curated record. Gene Ontology annotation, cellular component: phosphatidylinositol 3-kinase complex. Gene Ontology annotation, molecular function: 1-phosphatidylinositol-3-kinase regulator activity. Gene Ontology annotation, biological process: intracellular signal transduction; phosphatidylinositol phosphate biosynthetic process. NCBI's taxonomy places the organism in Eukaryota, Metazoa, Arthropoda, Insecta, Diptera, Tephritidae. The transcript has 3 exons. Bases 265 to 1383 code for a protein of 372 amino acids.